UCUAUAAAUGCGGUCGAGAUCAGGAAAGAAUGUGACUCGCUUUCUUCUGUGAAAAGAGAACAUGGAUAAAAUGUGUUUCUAGAUUAUGUGCUUCACAUUUCUCAAAGGGCAACAUGAGUAAGAGAGAGAGAAGUGUGUGUCAACAAACCUGGGCCUUAUUCUGCAAGAAUUUGCUUAAAAAAUGGAGAAUGAAAAGGGAGUCCUUAUUGGAAUGGUUGAGCUCAUUGCUCCUACUGCUUAUUUUGUACCUAUAUCCUAAUUCUCAUGAAGUCAUUGAUUUUUCUUCACUGCCUACCAUGGACCUGGGACGGGUAGAUUCAUUUAACCUAUCUACAAUUAAGAUUGCAUACACACCUCUCACCAAUAUAACCCAACAGAUAAUGAAAAAAGUUGCCUUGGCCUCCUGUAUAAAUGAUACAGAUGUCUUGGGACUGUCUGAUGAAGAAAGUAUUGAAGAAUUAAUGGCACAUCUUCCUAGGGAAAUAGUGGGAGUCGUCUUUACUAAUACAUUCUCAUAUAAUUUGAAAUUCUCACGGGAAGAACCAAUUUCAGAAAGGAAGGAACACAGAGCCCAUACAGCUCAUUGUUAUGAAACAUAUUUGGGAGAUACUGACUGUGGAGUUACAACAUCCUGGAAGACAGGCUUUGUGGCUCUUCAAGCUGUCAUUAAUGCUGCUAUUAUAGAAAUCACAACGAAUCACUCGGUGAUGGAGGAAUUGAUGUCAGUUACUGGAAAAAAUAUGAAGAUACAUCCCUUCGUGAGACAAGAAGGGAUGAUCAUGGAUUUCUUCCUUUUCUUCUACAUUAUUUCCUUUUCCCCAUUCAUUUAUUAUGCCUCUAUUAAUGUUACAAGAGAGAGGAAAAGGAUGAAGGCUUUGAUGACAAUGAUGGGUCUUCGACAAUCAGCAUUCUGGCUCUCCUGGGGCUUGCUCUAUGCUGGUUUCAUCUUCAUCACUACCCUUUUAUUGGUGCUUAUUAUAAAAUCUACCCAAUUUGUAAUUUGGACUGGCUUCAUGGUGGUCUUCACUCUCUUUUUCCUCUAUGGACUGUCUUUGAUAGCUUUGGCUUUUCUAAUGAGCGUCUUGAUAAAGAAGUCAUUCCUCACUGGCCUGGUCAUGUUCCUUCUCACUGUCUUUUGGGGGAGUCUAGGAUUCACGGUCUUGCACAGGCAUCUUCCUGCGUCCUUGGAGUGGAUGUUGGGUUUUCUCAGCCCCUUUGCCUUCAUGCUUGGAAUGACCCAGUUUUUACGUGUGGACUAUGAUGUGAAUUCCAAUGCACUUCCUGCUUUUUCGAACUACUCAAGUCAAAUAAUAACAACGCAUUUUAUGUUGGCUUUUGAUAUUUUCAUCUAUCUGGCACUGACGAUUUAUUUUGAAAAAAUUUUGCCAAAUGAAUACGGACACCAAUACUCACCCUUGUUUUUCCUGAAGUCCUCAUUUUGGUCACGACAACAUAAUGCUGAUCAUGUGGCCCUUGAAGAUGAAAUAUAUUCUGAUCCUUCAUCUAAUGACUCCUUUGAACCAGUGUCUCCAGAAUUCCAUGGGAAAGAAGCCAUCAGAAUCAGAAAUGUUACAAAAGAAUAUAAAGGAAAGCCUGAUAAAGUAGAAGCUUUGAAAGAUCUGGCAUUAGACAUAUAUGAAGGCCAAAUCACUGCAAUACUUGGUCACAGUGGAGCUGGAAAAUCAACACUAUUAAACAUUCUUAGUGGGUUAUCUGUUCCCACCAAAGGUUCAGUCACCAUGUAUAGUAAUAAACUUUCAGAAAUGGCUGACCUCGAAAAUAUCAGCAAGCUCACUGGAGUUUGCCCACAGUCCAAUGUGCAAUUUGACUACCUCACUGUGAGAGAAAAUCUCAGACUCUUUGCUAAGAUAAAAGGGAUUCCACCACAGGAAGUGGAACAAGAGAUACAAAGAGUUGUGCUGGAAUUGCAAAUGGACAGUAUUAAAGACAUCGUUGCUCAAAACUUAAGUGGUGGACAGAAAAGAAAACUCACCUUUGGGAUUGCCAUUUUAGGAGAUCCUCAGAUUUUCCUAUUGGAUGAACCAACUGCUGGGUUGGAUCCCUUUUCAAGGCAUCAAGUGUGGAACGUGCUGAAGGAGCGGAGAAUGGGCCGUGUGAUCGUGUUCAGUACCCAGUUCAUGGAUGAGGCUGACAUCCUGGCUGACAGGAAAGUGUUUCUCUCCAAAGGGAAGCUGAAGUGUGCAGGCUCAAGUCUGUUUCUAAAGAAGAAAUGGGGGAUUGGGUAUCACUUAAGUUUGCAGUUGAAUGAAAUGUGUGUUCAAGAAAAAAUAACAUCCAUUAUUACAAAGCACAUCCCUGAUGCCAAAUUAUCAGCAAAAAGUGAAGGAAAACUUGUCUAUACAUUGCCCUUGGAAAGAACAAAUAAAUUUCCAGAACUUUAUGAGAAUCUUGAUCUCCGUCCUGACCUGGGGAUUGAGAAUUAUGGUGUUUCCAUGACAACCUUGAAUGAGGUGUUCCUGAAACUAGAAGGAAAAUCAACUAUUAAUGAUCCAGGUAUUGCCACAUCUGGAGAAGUACAAGCAGAAGAGGCUGGAGACACAGAAAGACUUGUUGAGAUGGAACAAGUUCUCUCUUCACUUAGUGAGAUGAAAGAAACAGUAGGUGGCAUGGCUCUGUGGAGACAGCAAAUCCGUGCAAUUGCAAGGGUCCGCUUAUUAAAGCUAAAGCAUGAAAGAAAAUCUCUUUUAUCACUGCUAUUGAUUCUAGGAAUUGGAAUUUUUCCUAUUCUGUGGGAGUACAUCACCUUGAAAACAUAUGGUGGCACUUACACAUGGGAACUUUCUCCCCAUUUAUACUUCCUUGCUCCUGGACAACCACCGCAUGAUCCUCUCACUCAGUUAUUAAUCAUCAAUAAUACAGGGGCAAGCAUUGAUGACUUUAUACAUUCUGUGGAGCGUCAGAACAUAGCUUUGGAAGUGGAUGCAUCUGGAAAUAGAAGUGGCCUAGAUGAUCCAUCUUAUAAUGGAGCCAUCAUAGUGUCUGGUCACAACAAGAAUUACAGUUUUUCAUUAGCAUGCAAUACCAAGAGACUGAAUUGCUUCCCAGUUCUAAUGGAUAUUGUGAGUAAUGGGCUGCUUAGAAUGGUUAAACCAUCAGCACGUAUCCAAACUGGGAGAAGUACAUCUUUGCUGGAACUGGAGACUCCACAUGGAUUCAUGAUGCCUUCCAUGUUCUGGCUGCUUUUGUCAUCCAGUUGUGCUCCUUACAUUGCCAUGAGCAGCAUUGAUGAUUAUAAGAACAAAGUGUGGUCCCAGCUUCGGAUUUCCGGCCUUUUCCCUUCUGCUUACUGGUUUGGACAGGCGUUGGUGGACGUCCCACUAUACUGGCUGAUUUUCCUUCUAAUAUAUUUCCUGGAGAUCAUUUUAAGCCUCAAAGAUUCUAUAUUUAAAGCUGAAAGUCAGGUUAUUCAAAUCCCAUGUGCUAUUGGAUCUUCCACAUCCCUUAUUUUCUUUACAUAUGUAAUUUCGUUCGUUUUUCGCAAGGGGAAAAAAAAUUGUAGCAUUUGGUCUUUUGGCUUCUUUGUUACUUUCCUUCAACUUAUCACCUUGAUUUUUAUUCUUCGAUGUCUGGAAUGGAAGUUUGGGAAGAUAUCAAUGAGAAAGGAUCCCUUCUUUCGAAUUUCUCCAAGAAGCAGCGAUGUACACCAAAAUCCAGAGAAACCCGGGGGGGAGGAUGAAGAUGUCCAGAUGGAAAGAGUGCGAACAGAAAAUGCUUUGAAUUCCACAAACUUUGAUGAGAAACCAGCCAUUAUUGCCAGCUGUCUACGCAAGGAGUACACAGUGAAGAGAAAACACUGCUUUUCCAAGAAGAAGAAGAAAAUCGCCACAAGAAAUGUCUCUUUCUGUGUCAGAAAAGGUGAGAUUUUAGGAUUACUAGGACACAAUGGAGCUGGUAAAAGUACAUCCAUUAAAGUGAUAACUGGAGACACCAAACCAACUGCUGGACAGGUGCUACUAGAAGGCAGCAGCGAAGGGGACCCUCUGGGGUUCCUGGGGUACUGUCCUCAGGAGAAUGGGCUGUGGCCCAACCUGACAGUGAGGGAGCACCUGGACGUGUUCGCUGCGGUGAAAGGGCUGAGGAAAGCAGAUGCCACAGUCACCAUCACACGGUUGGUGGACGCGCUCAAGCUGCAGGAGGAGCUGAAGCGCCCCGUGAAGGCCUUAUCAGAGGGAAUCAAGAGAAAGCUGUGCUUCGCGCUGAGCAUCCUGGGAAGCCCAUCGGUGUUGCUGCUGGACGAGCCGUCCACGGGCAUGGACCCCGCGGGGCAGCAGCAGAUGUGGCAGGUGAUCCGGGCCAGCUUUAACAACUCCGAGGGGGGCGCCCUCCUGACCACCCAUUACAUGGCCGAGGCAGAGGCCCUGUGUGACCGUGUGGCCAUCAUGGUGGCCGGGAGGUUGAGAUGUAUUGGUUCCAUCCAGCACCUGAAGAGCAAAUUUGGCAAGAAUUACCUGCUGGAGAUGAAGGUGAAGACCCUCGCCCACGUGGAGCCCCUCCACAGCGAAAUCCUGAGGCUUUUCCCCCAGGCUGCUCGGCAGGAAAGGUACUCGUCUCUCAUGGUCUACAAGUUGCCGGUGGAAGAUGUGCGACCUUUAGCACAAGCUUUCUUCAAAUUAGAGAGGGUUAAACAGAGCUUCGACCUGGAGGAGUACAGCCUGUCACAGUCCACCCUGGAGCAGGUCUUCCUGGAGCUCUCCAAGGAGCAGGAGCUGCAGGACUUCGAUGAGGAAGUUGAUCUCUCUGUGAGGUGGAAGCUCCUCCAGCAGGAAGAGCCCUAAAGGCUCUUUAUUGUUCUUUAGGCCUGUGACUCUUUUUCAGUUAAUAUUUUAUAGCAUUAUGAUACCUUAUCGCAGACAUGGACAGGGUACUUUUGAA
Messenger RNA from Eptesicus fuscus (big brown bat), 4893 nucleotides. RefSeq names its product ABC-type organic anion transporter ABCA8-like. Lineage: Eukaryota; Metazoa; Chordata; Mammalia; Chiroptera; Vespertilionidae. The record is from RefSeq and is a predicted model, not a curated record. The coding region runs from base 114 to 4796 and encodes 1560 amino acids. Gene Ontology annotation, molecular function: ABC-type transporter activity; ATP binding; lipid carrier activity. Gene Ontology annotation, cellular component: intracellular membrane-bounded organelle; mitochondrial inner membrane. The transcript has 37 exons. Gene Ontology annotation, biological process: lipid transport; transmembrane transport.